AUGAAAACACCCUCGUCCUCCACUCCCAACCCCCCCAAGCCGUCAGGGCUGGCCAACUUAAAGCACGACGGCUCUUCCACGCGGCCAGUAACAUUGACUGUCCCCGACCAGUUAACCCCCCAGAGAAAGACGGACGGCGUCUUUCCGGGGGUCCGCAAACACCGGUCCGCUGGCUCGUCCAUUGAUGACGCUUCAGCCCAGCCCUAUCGCCAGGUCACUCGGCCCUGGGCCUCCAGACACCCUACCAAACGCGCCGUCAACGUUUCAAACGACCAGGAGAUGACACCCAUGGAUCGCUGGGUUUCUCAGAACAUCAAGGACGAGAUGUGGAAUGAUAUCCACGGAGUAUACGGCACCUAUAGUCAGCAAGACGGUGGAGACUCGAAUAUAUCCCUCGACUUCGCGACGUUGUAA
Molecule: messenger RNA, 414 nt
Organism: Chaetomium globosum CBS 148.51
Lineage: Eukaryota; Fungi; Ascomycota; Sordariomycetes; Sordariales; Chaetomiaceae
Exons: 2
Coding region: 1-414 (137 amino acids)
Source: RefSeq, a predicted model, not a curated record